Molecule: messenger RNA, 772 nt
Organism: Eutrema salsugineum
Lineage: Eukaryota; Viridiplantae; Streptophyta; Magnoliopsida; Brassicales; Brassicaceae
Exons: 1
Coding region: 90-668 (192 amino acids)
Source: RefSeq, a predicted model, not a curated record
CUAAUUAUUGCCAAGUAUCGAAUCCAACAAAAAAAUAAGAAAAACAAAUCUCAUCCCCUUUCGCCUCCAAUCACUCCAAAUCAUAUCUCAUGGCUGCUUCUUCAAUUCCGCCGUCAACCGCCGCGAUCUCCGUCGUCCGUAAAUCUCUCCUUCUCUCGACCACCUUCUCCUUCCCCGCUUCUUCGUUGCCACUUUCCACCAAAUCACAAAGAAACAUUCAGAGAUUGCUCCAAGCUUCAUCCGCCGCAUCCGCCGCUCCUUCAGAUUCUAAACCGGCGAAGAAAGAAACGAUCUAUUUCGACGGCGGAGCUCAUUACGGAGAUCUAUUGGCCAAUCUCGUCUUAGGUCUAACCAUCUUGUGGCUCCCACUAACACUAGCCGCCGUGUCUCGAGCGUUUAACCUCCGUUACAGGUUCACAAACCUCCGCGUGACGGUGAUAUCGGGACUCACCGGAGAAGAUCGGAGCGAUUUCUCGUACAAGGUGGUUAAAGACGUCCAGGUUGUGCCUAGGUUCAUCGGAGAAUGGGGUGAUAUCAUCAUCACGUUGAAAGAUGGAACGAAGGUGGAUCUCAGGAGCGUUCCUAAGUUCAGAGAGAUUGCUAAGUACUGCUUGUCAAUGGCUGAUCAACCUGCCGUUUUGAAAGAAUCUGGCGCUAAAGGCUUUUGAAUAAACUCUCAAUUUCUCGAUUCUGUGCAAACGAUCAGUUUUUUUUUUUUUUGUAUCAGUUGUGUGUUGUGAGUUUUUCAAUAGUAAUCUAAGCAUUUCCAUGU